UGAUUAUUUGCCUGCAGCACUACCCACUGUUUCUGUUCCAAAAAAAAAAAAAAAACACUGCCCACUGUUCGGCCGGCUUCGUGGGAUUCUCCGUCUUCGUCUGCUAGCCAGGCAAAAUCCCAAAAUUUCAGUUCUUCAGCUGACCAACUUCUCUUCGUGAAUGGUGGAGCAACUGUUUGUGCAUUUGCCAAUAGUGAGAUUGAACAGUGAGAUAAUUCAACAUUCGUGAGGACUCAGCUCAUAAUAGUCUUCCGCCAUGGCUGUAGAAGAAGAUGUUGCGCAGGAGUACGUGCCGCAGCAGAAGAAGAAAGAACCUUCUGAGCUAGAGAAGCGGAGAAAGAAAAUUGAACCUGGAAGUUUAAUGAAGGCUGAAAUGAGGCCAGGAGGCGGUGAUGUUAGACCAUCCGAGGGUGAUCAGGCCAUAUAUCACUGCACAGUCAGAACUUUGGAUGGAGUAGUUGUUGAGUCUACUAGAUCAGAUAAUGGGGGGAAGGGCAUUCCGCUGCGACAUGUUUUGGGGAAAAGCAAGAUGCUUAUAGGAGUCAUUGAGGGACUUACCACAAUGCUGAAGGGUGAAGUUGCUAUGUUUAAAAUGAAGCCAUCAAUGCACUAUGGCGAGGCUAAUUGUCCAAUCUUUCCACCAAGUGGAUUCCCGAAAGAUGAUGAACUUCAUUUUGAGAUCGAAAUGAUAGAAUUCUCAAAAGUGAAGGUAGUCAGCGAAGAUUUGGGGAUUAUAAAGAAGGUGAUAGAUGAUGGUCAAGGUUGGGAGUCUCCUAGGGAACCAUAUGAAGUAAAAGCCAGGAUUUCAGCUAAAACUGGUGAUGGGAAAGUUAUUCUGGCCCACACACAUGGGGAACCAUAUUUCUUUACUUUCGGGAAAUCUGAGGUACCUAAAGGUCUUGAGAUGGGAAUGGGAACAAUGGCACGAGAAGAAAAGGCUAUAAUAUAUGUUACUGGCCAAUACUUAACUCAGUCUCCCCUCCUAUCUACAAUUGAAGGUUUGGAUGAAGUUCAUUUUGAAGUGGAGCUUGUUCAUUUCAUUCAGGUGCGAGACAUGCUUGGAGAUGGGCGUCUAAUAAAACGUAGACUUCGUGAUGGGAAGGGUGAGUUUCCCAUGGAUUGCCCUCUUCAUGACAGUGUUCUGCGGGUUCAUUACAAGGCCAUGCUUCUAAAUGACAAAAAGACAGUCUUCUACGAUACAAGUGUCAACAAUGCGGGGCAGCCUUUGGAGUUCAGUUCUGGGGAAGGUCUAGUUCCUGAAGGAUUUGAAAUGUCUGUCCGCCUGAUGCUUCCAGGAGAGCUGGCUUUGGUAACAUGUCCUCCUGAUUAUGCAUACGACAAAUUUCCAAGGCCAACCGAUGUUCCUGAAGGUGCUUAUGUCCAAUGGGAAAUUGAGCUUCUUGGUUUUGAGAUGCCACAGGACUGGACUGGCAUGGAUUUCCAGAGUAUAAUGGACGAUGCUGAAAAGAUAAGAAGCAUAGGGAACAGGUUGUUCAAAGAAGGAAAGUUUGAACUAGCGAAAGCCAAGUACGAGAAGGUACUGAGGGAGUUUAACCAUGUCAAUCCACAAGAUGAUGAGGAAGGGAAGGUUUUCCUGAACACGCGGAAUUUGUUACACUUAAAUGUGGCCGCUUGCUACCUGAAAAUGAAGGAAUGUAGAAAAUCUAUUGAGGCAUGCAACAAGGUUCUGGAUGCAAGUCCUGCACAUGCAAAGGCUCUAUACCGCCGAGGAAUGGCAUACAUGGAAGCUGGCGAUUUUGAUGAAGCAAAGAACGACUUUGUAAUGAUGGCAAAAGUGGACAAGUCAUCCGAGUCCGAUUCAAAUGCUGCUCUUCAGAAACUAAAGCAAACAAAGCAGGAAGUUGAUCGGAGAGCAAAAAAAACAAUUCAAAGGGCUCUUUGACAAGAAGCCUGGAGAGAUAGCUGAGGUUGGGCCAGAAGAUAAAGCAAAGGAGAAAGAGGAGGAAAGCACAUCCGAAGAAAAGCACAAGGACAAUGAGAUCGAGAAAGAGCCAUUGCUGGAAGAUGCAGUGGAUGAACCAAGGCCUGGCCUUUUGUAUCGCUUGUGGCCAACGGGGGGAAGGCUGUUCUCGGCCCUGGGACUCCAACGAUGUACCAUCUUGUGAAACCUCUAAAGCUUGGCUUAUGGCUCCCACAUUCCUGGCUGUGCACAAGAGGUCACCUUCUAACUUGUACCCUUAGACAGAAGAUAGUAAU
Messenger RNA from Linum tenue, 2217 nucleotides. NCBI's taxonomy places the organism in Eukaryota, Viridiplantae, Streptophyta, Magnoliopsida, Malpighiales, Linaceae. The record is from the annotation of a GenBank genome assembly.